CUUUAUGUUCCAAGGGCAAUCAUAGAAUCGAUUAAAUUAAAAACUAAGAUAGAGCUACAGCUGACUAGAAUGCUUUCUGCUCUUGCUUCCACUCCAGAAGGAGAGAAAGUACUUUAUGAAUCUGACUGCUGUUCAUAUCAGUUUUUAAAGUCAUUGGCUAGCUCACUUCUUAAUGCACUCACAGACUUGAAAUCAGAUGAGCUACAGGAAGACAGGAUUAACAGAGAGCACAGGAAGUUAUGUGCUAUGGAGAUGGUGAGACUGGUUCAUCUUGUCUGUUCCAGUGACAGAUUCAUAGAUGAGCAUAAGAGUGAAUGCUAUCACACUUUCAUAGGAAGCCUCACAAAAGGACACGAAGCUUUCAAGGGAACCAAUGUUGAAGACUUGUUGCUCGAUCUGUUGGAAUAUGAAGGAGUUACUGAAGAAGAUCUUUCUUAAACUUAUAAAUGAUAACACUUCUUAUUAUUUUUUGAUUGUUUAGUGUAUAAUUUUUAAAGUUUAAUAAUAAUUAUAAUGAUUGUUGUACAAG
Molecule: messenger RNA, 529 nt
Organism: Amphimedon queenslandica
Lineage: Eukaryota; Metazoa; Porifera; Demospongiae; Haplosclerida; Niphatidae
Exons: 5
Coding region: 70-438 (122 amino acids)
Source: RefSeq, a predicted model, not a curated record